AUGCAUGUAAUCUGACAUCCGUUGGUAAUAUAAUGAAUUUUGAGGAUGAUCAAAUAAGAGUUAGCAGUGAAAAUUCGGUAAAUAGUGUAGCAUCUGAUCAUUCUACAACCCUAUUAAUUGAGAAUAUUGUUGAUUUGACAGUUGAAAACAAUUCUGAACAUUCGACAAAGACGGCCCAAACCAUUUCUCCUGCUGAUUUGGAUUAUAACCCUCUUGAUGUACUAAAUGGUUUUUUAGAACGUGAAAAUCAAAAUAAUAAAGAUCGCUACAAAAAAUCUGCUGAAUCUGAAAAUGCUAUUGGAAUGUGCAUUAUUGUUAUUGUGGAACAAGAUAUUCAUAUAUUACCAAAACCCGCAAAGGCUGAUGGUUCUCUUGAAACUGUGUUGCGAUAA
Messenger RNA from Racocetra fulgida, 392 nucleotides. Lineage: Eukaryota; Fungi; Glomeromycota; Glomeromycetes; Diversisporales; Gigasporaceae. The record is from the annotation of a GenBank genome assembly.